Molecule: messenger RNA, 1491 nt
Organism: Arabidopsis lyrata subsp. lyrata
Lineage: Eukaryota; Viridiplantae; Streptophyta; Magnoliopsida; Brassicales; Brassicaceae
Product: ankyrin repeat-containing protein NPR4-like
Exons: 2
Coding region: 63-1451 (462 amino acids)
Cellular component (GO): plasma membrane
Molecular function (GO): protein phosphatase 1 binding; protein phosphatase regulator activity
Source: RefSeq, a predicted model, not a curated record
UACAAAUUUAUUUCUAAACUCUAAAGUAGAUCAAAGUUUUCUCAAGCCACUUGAAACUAAAGAUGACUGCACAAAAUUUCGGCAGAAACGACAAGGCCACUUUUUCUCGGUACGUGGAAGAGAAUUCGUUUAGGCUGACGGAAACAAACGAAGGAAAAGUUUUGCAGCUCUGCCCUUCCCUAGUCACUUCCACCAACUCCAAAGGUGACACUCCUCUUCAUUUCGCUGCUAGCUUGGGACACACGAGCACCUUGAUUCAGAUGUCCACGAAAUACGAGGGAGAAACCCUAGAUGAUCCAAAACUUGAAGAAAUGAUGAAUAACGAUGGCUUGACACCUUUACAUUGUGCGGCAAUGAAGGGUUCUAUUGAAAUCCUUAGGGAAUAUCUCGAUAUGUCGCCCUCGUCUUUCGACUCAGUCACAGGAGGAAAGAAAGAAACUGUCUUUCAUAUAGCUGCGAAACACAAGAAUAACGAAGCUUUCAUCUUCAUGGCUAAGAGUGCCAAGUUAGGCAAACUUCUCUACCAGCUCGAUGCAGAGGGCAAUAAUGUGCUUCACGUUGCUGCCUCCGUAGGCUCUAUUGCCCUGGUAAAUUACAUAAUCGACGAAACAAAUAUAGAAGUAACCACCAGAAACAAAAAGGGUUUUGCUGCGAUUGACCUCCUCAACGAAGACGAUGAAGGUUUCCAUCAGCUAUCUACCGCUCUGAUGUGUGGUCUGGAAAUAGUAAUCGAACACCCUUCAAGUCCUAGAGAAAUGGGAAAUCUUGAGAUCCAAGUAUUAGAUGUAUUGAAGAAGCUGCAGACGCAGAUGCUAAGAGUUCAUAGUAGAUUGAGUCCUAACAAAGAAAUGGAGAUACUAAUGGAGGGACCGAGUCCUAACAAACAAAUGGAGAUACAAUUGGAGGCUUUGCAAAACGCUAGGAAUACAAUCAUAAUUGUCGCUGUCUUGAUUGCAUCGGUUACUUUCACAUGCGGUCUAAACCCGCCUGGUGGGGUCCAUCAAGAGGGACCCUACAUAGGGAAAUCAACCGUAGGAAGAACCCUAGCUUUCAUGAUCUUCUCGAUAAGCAAUACCAUCGCAUUGUUUACAUCAGUUAGUAUGGUCAUUCUUCUCCUCAGCAUUAUACCUUAUAGGGAGGAUUCACUAAAGAAGUUCUUGGUUAUCGCACAUUGGAUGAUGUGGGUGGCUGUUGCAGCUAUGGCAAGUGCUUAUGUGGCUGCGGCAUCGGUCCUUUUACCAUAUUUUGAAGAAACAAAAUGGUUGCUCUAUGCCACUCUUGCUAUCGCUGGCUUGACGCUAGGGGGUAUGUUUGUUUAUCUACGGUUUAAGCUGACUAAAUGCAUCUUAAGGAAGAUGGAUUAUCUUAAAUGGAUGUCGUCCUCGCUAGUACCCAAGCAUGGGUCCCUAGACAUGGCAGCCAAUUCGGUUAAAGGCUAUUAUAGCUAUUGAAAUCAUAAUUAAGAGGUAUCCAAGUUAUACAGGGCAUAUC